CUGUGCUUUUCCCAUGACAAGCUCUUUAUUUGCAGAUCAGCUUUUGGUGAUAUCAGGGAAUUCUCUCCAUUUAUUAGAUGGCCUUAAAACUUGACAGCAAUUUGUGGACUGUCCCUUGCGCUGGAGUAAGAAGCAGGAGGAGCUGAUGGGAAAGCACCUGCAUGGGAAUUUUUCCCUGGAUAUUUGUAAUGCCAAGUGACAGGCUGUUCCUUCCCUCCUUAUUUCUCAGGCCUUGAGUGUUACUGUGGGAGGUUUGGCUGACCAGAACAGACUUGGAUUUGAAAUCUGCUCCUACAAUAAGAGGGGACUUUAAAAAAGUACUGUUGUUUGUUUAUUUUUUAUAGUUUUAAGUGCUCCAAGUGUGUUACAAACUAAGAGCAUACUUAGAGUGUGAUGUAAAUGUUAGCAGAGAGGAAGGCAAACAUUGCACUCUGGUGCAGUUCAAAUAAUUGCCAUCAGCUUUUUGACUUUUUUUAAGCUAAGCUGAAAUCACCUUAAGUUUUAAACACAGGUUAGUUCGUGUGGUUUGUUUCAGCGUACAAAGCUUAAAAGUAGACAGAUACUUUGUUUGUAUGUCUAUGCAAAUUGUUUCUAAACUCUCCUGGGAGAGUGUUUGUAGACAGCUCUGACUUGGGUUAGAUGCUCUGCAAAGUUCAGUGCUGCACUGAGUGGAUCUUGUCUUUGAGAGCUUAGUUUGAAAUCCUAAAGGGGGGAUUUUUUAAUCCCUAAGAAGGAAACUUUUCAGGGAAAUCCUAAAAAAAAAAAGGUGCUGAUUUUGUUUUUCCUUAAUUUGAUAGCCAUUACAGUUUUUUUGAGAGCUCUGAAUUCGAGGUGAGAGUUCAGACUGAACUGCUGAAAGCACUAAUUGCUGUAAUUAGUUCCUUCUACAAGUCUGCUAGGAUAACUAGGACUUCAAGCUAUGAUUAAAGUGUGGCUAUGUAAGGACAAAUGAUGGAGAUCCUAAAAUUUGCAGCAGGUUUGGAAAGUCCAGUGUUGGAAAAACAUUGUGCUUUGCAAUUUAUAUUAAACAAGAAGGUGAGCAACUGAGGUUACUUAAUGUCACUAAAACUGAGCAAAAUGGCUGUUCUGUCAUUUGUUAGAAUAUGCAGUGAGGAUUUUAAUGGAUUAUUGCACAUUGUGGUGGAAGCUUUAUGAAAACGUGUUUGUCCAUUUAAAGCAAUUUAUUUCAACAGUGGGUCUUUCUGAGUGAUGUGCUUCACAGUUAACGUUCUAUAAAAUAAUGGAUUGGCAGGAAACAAAAAAUAAUUUAUUUUAGGUCUGUUACUGAAGUCCCGUGGGAUUCAAACAAAUAAUUUGAUAGUUGGAUAAGAAGGUAAUAAAGCUUUGUUUACAUUUCAGUGUCACUGGAAAUGCAGAGCUGCACCAACACUGCCCACGUCAUGUUGUCCAACAGCUCUGUUUGUUCACUGACUGGACUUUGCUGCCCAGCACAGACACUGUCAUUUUGCAAUUUGUGAAUACUUUGGGAGCUGUGAAAGUUGUUAAUAGGAUUAGCUGGGUGGAUAAGAAGUCAGGUUUGUGUUUUGAGGGGCAAAACUUCUUCCUGCUUGCUUGCACUUCCUUUCUGGGGAGAGUAGCCAAAAAUAAGAUUGGCUUUGCUGUCUGCAGGGACAACACUGUGUGGUUCUCCUGUACUAAUCCUGGUGCUGCAAGGGAGCAGGGAGGAGCACACUGAGGAGGCUGGGUGUGAUUUGUGGUGGGCCCAGAAGUGUUUCAGGGCUCAGACUUAACCAGUUUGCACGGCUUUUAGUGGAGCUGCCAGGUUCUCCUGUCUGGUUGAACCUUUCCCUGCGUGGAUGUGGCUGUUUGUGGAUUAACAGACUUUGCAUCUUGUGCAAUCCUUCAUUGCCUCAGAGCCCGACUGGGGAGGGAUCUUUGCCCUUUGCAUUGCCAACAGUCCUUCACUGUGUUCCUUGCCAAGAAACACCUGAGCCUUUGGUUGUGUCCUUGCUGUGAUCCUGACCAGCAGCACGUGGGGUUCUGCCCCUGCAGUGCCCCGGGAUCACACGGUGGUCAUUUCAGGGCAAGCGAUUAAAAAUAAUGGGAGUGAUAUUAAGUAGUGGCUGGAUCGAGCUGGCUCCUGUGAAGGUGAGAGAAUCCAAAGAAAUACUGCAUUUACCUCAUGAUAAUUCCCCCUCUGCAGCUGUGCUCAGCACUGGGUUGGUUGUAUUUGGAGUUUUGCCAGCGGGCUGAUGAAGCAUCUUGCUGGGUUUUGUAUGUUUUGACAGUGGGCUGAUAAACCUGCACGUUUCUGCUGUUGCUUCCUAAGGAGGUUUUAUCAUGAUCUAAAUAGUGAGCUAAUUUCAAUUAUGAAAUGUUUUUGCAAGGCAAAGGGGGGAGAGUCUUCAGUGUAACGAAAAAAGCAUCAAACCUUAAAUUCAGUCUUUUCAGGCAGAGCAGUCUGGCACAGAACAUCCCAGGACAGUUCAUGGAGCUGUGUAGGUCAUUCCCCUUUAGAUGCACAUCCUAUGCUGGCAGAUGUCAGAGCUCCCUGGGAAAGCACUGGCAAACACCUCUGACACUUCAGGUUGCUGUUUAGUGCCUUUCAAUGAGCCUCGAGGCAACUCCCUUCAAGUGACACUUGUGUACAGCUCGUUUCCAAGCAUAAAAGUCUUGCUAUGGGGGAAAUAGUUUUUAAUAAUGCAUUUAAGAAUUCGUUAUGUUAAUACAGGUACAGUGAAAGAGUCUGGUGAGAAACAUAAGGGAUCUGUUGAAAUUCCUAACCUGUCAGAAGAAAAUGAGGUAGAUGAUACAGAGAUAAAUGUCAGCAAGAAGAAAGGGGAAGGUGACGUUCUGAAGGACCUGAUGAGAACUGAAGGAACCACAAAAGUCAGAGAGGCCCUGAGAGAUUACCUGAAAGCACUUAAAACAGAGUUUACCUUGGGAAUGAUUCUGCCAACAAAAGCCCCUGUUGGUCAGGAGCUGCCCACGGAGCGAAAACCAAGUGGGAACACCGUGCAAGACUCUGUUUCACCACAGUCUCUGGAUACAGUUGGAGUAAAAAUUCCAACAGUGAGGAUACUUAUGAGGGAAAUGUUCAACUCUCCAGCUGAUGAACUUUACAGCAUCUUCACCACAAAGGAAUUAGUACAGAAGUUUUCCAAGUGCCCAGCUGUGAUUGAAGCAGAGAAAGGAGGCAAACUCCAGAUGUUUGAGGGCUGUGUCAGCGGGGAAUACACAGAACUGGUCCCAAGCCAAAGAAUUGUCCUGAAGUGGCGGUGUAGGAGUUGGCCUGAUGAACAUUAUGCAACAGUUGCCUUGACCUUCCAGGACGCGGCGGCUCAGACGGAGCUGCAGCUGGAAUGCACAGGAGUUCCCGUCGCCGCCGAGGAGAGCACCAGGCAGUGCUGGAAGAAGCAAUAUUUUGAAGAAAUCCAUCUUUUACUGCAGCAGCCCCAAGACAGCAUGGAAUGAUGACAGCACUGUAGUUUUGUUAGGGCAUUACUUUUUAUACUUUGUUAACAAUUUGGUUUUCUAAAAAAAAAAAAAAAAAAAAAAAAAAAAAAAGAAAAGGAAAAAAAUAGUAAUUUAUUUGUGGGAAGAAUAAAGACCCACUUCUAUGAUACUGUAUAUAAUUUAAACAUUAUUUAUGGAUUUUCAGUGACUGAGGAGCAAGGCAGAUUAUGGAUAUAGACAGCUUUUCUUGGGGAGACUGACCUCUGCUCUGCUUGUCUGCAGCCUCAGAGAUAAUAAUGACUGAGCUGCAGUCAGGACUGUGGUAGGACUCACACUUCCAGCAGAGGUAGGUGAGCUACACCAAUCCACAGGAAGCAUUUCCAGUUCCUAAAUAUUCAGUGAAUUGAGUGGCAAAAUUCCUGCAGGAGAUGGUUCCCAGCAGAGGUGAGCCCAAAGGGAUUAUCAAACUGCUGAUCCAGUAGAUCUUUCAAGAAACAGGGGGGGGGUAUCAUUUACAGCCUCUUUAAAUACUUUGUUAGAUUGUUUUAACUGCAGACAGAUUUUGUUUCUGACUGCAGUUUUAGGGAAAGACAAUUAACAAUGUCAUGUAAUUAUUAAGUCUGCAUGCACUGUACUCCCUUACUUGACCUCAGUGUGACAUUUAUUUUGGAAGCAACCAACAGCACUAGUGCUUUCUGCAGUUCUGCAAGCCUUCCACUUCAAUCAUUUAUGGCCCUCUGCAAUUCUGUACCUCAAAUUAAAGAGAACAACUGUCAGAGAAUUGUGACAGGAGCAAAGUUGGGAUACUGAAAGCAGCAAGGUGAGCAAGGCUAACUUAGUUCUCAGAUGCUUUAUAAGAAGUGUACAAAUCCAAUAUGCAAUUUGCAGCAGACCACAAAAGGGCUGCCUUUGGAAAACGUGCUUGGCUCAAUAAAAGAUGUGACUUUA
Manacus vitellinus (golden-collared manakin) is the source of this 4365-nucleotide messenger RNA. RefSeq names its product activator of HSP90 ATPase homolog 2, pseudogene (gene AHSA2P). Lineage: Eukaryota; Metazoa; Chordata; Aves; Passeriformes; Pipridae. Bases 2662 to 3435 code for a protein of 257 amino acids. Gene Ontology annotation, molecular function: protein-folding chaperone binding; ATPase activator activity. The transcript is spliced from 7 exons. The record is from RefSeq and is a predicted model, not a curated record.